Molecule: messenger RNA, 2151 nt
Organism: Pleurotus ostreatus (oyster mushroom)
Lineage: Eukaryota; Fungi; Basidiomycota; Agaricomycetes; Agaricales; Pleurotaceae
Exons: 6
Coding region: 1-2151 (716 amino acids)
Source: RefSeq, a predicted model, not a curated record
AUGGGAAAGCCAACUGUUGAUGACCUUCUUGAGGCCUCCGUAACCAUCCUUAGCGCCGGUGGAAAGGCAAUAAGUGCUGCGGGCGUCCCCGGUGUUGGACAGGCCUGCGAGUUGCUGCUGGCCUUCAUCCAUGCCAUUCAGAAUAUGAAGGGGAACAACGCCAAACGGCUGGAAAUCUCAAAUGAAAUCGAAGCUCUCGCACGUAUCGUAGCCGAUAUCGCGGAGAAGGCAUCAAAGAAUAAGAAUAUAUAUUCGCGCGCGUUGGAGGAUAGGAUGAUGCAGCUUAAUUCGGAACUAGUGCAGUACGAGCAAGUGGCAUCUCGGUUGGCAACCAUGAGAGCUCCCGAAAGACUCUUGCGAAAUGAAGCAAUUUCCGGUGCAUUGGCGGGCUUGGCCAACGGGGUGAAGAUGUCUUGCGAACGAACUAAUACCCUGGCGCUCUCUCAAAUUGAGCUCAACCAGGCUCAUCAAGGACAGGUUCUCGACAAUAUUCACAACGGCUUCCUCAAGUCCUCUAAAGCCGAAAUUGAUCCUUCCACUUCGUUACCCUUCGCAAAUGCUGGUUUCGAUUCUAUCAACGUCGACAACAAAUCCGAGGUGCUCCCCGGGACACGGGUUGCCAUUAUGGAACAGGUCGAUAGGUGGGCGACCUCAACCUGCCAGGAGCGAGUAUUCUGGCUCAGGGGAGCAGCUGGAACGGGCAAGUCAACCAUAGCUAAAUCAGUUGCGGCCAAGUUCAGCAAGGCGAAGCAACUCGGCGCUUCGUUCUUCUUCGUUCAAGACGUUCAGGAUUUAGGGGAUACGAGGCUGCUCAUCACUACGAUUGCUUGUCAUCUGGCGCGCUUGGACGGACCAGUUGGUGCGGCAAUCAAGGCUGCGGCUCGUCAACAACCCCCUGGGCUGAAGGGAGUCUGGUGGCAAGUCAAUGAGCUGCUCCGCGAACCUAUUAAGGACCUUAAACCGCAGCCAGAACCUAUCGUCAUUGUCAUCGACGCACUGGACGAAGCUUCCGAUCGUGACUCUGUUGUUACCAGCCUCCGGCUUCUUACCACGCAACUGAUCACCCUACCAGUCAACAUCAAACUGUUCGUAACUAGCCGCCCAGAUCCUCGAAUCGAAUCGGUCCUCAGCGGCGCAUCGCUGCUCGUUUUACACGACAUCGAAAAGACCAUAUUGGAUCACGAUAUCAAGCUGUACAUCGAAUAUGCGUUCCGUGAGAUUCAAGAUUCGAAACAGGCGUUUCAAUACACAUCUGAGGAUAUUCAGUCGCUCGUCGAGCACUCUGGGGGGCUCUUCAUCUAUGUUUCAACGGCGAUUAAGGUAUUAAAAGACUCCAUCGACCCUUCCAAAGCACUGCAGGGCCUCUUCACGCGUAAAUCAGACCGCAUGCUUGAUGAGCUGUAUCUACAAGUCCUCGAGAGAGCGUUUGGCGCUCAUGACGUGAACAGCGACAUCAGUGGGAACAGGGAUGCAUGGAACGAAAGGCUACGAAUACUCGGUAUUAUUGUCCUGAGUCAAGACAGACACCCCUGCUCGACGUUGGCAGAUCUUCUGGACAAAAGAACGCCAGCAAUACGCGACGCUCUCAGCCACCUUGGUGCCGUCAUCUUGGUGCCGCAAGAUGACGACCUACCAGUUCGCAUCCUCCACGCUUCAUUCACCGACUUCAUCGUAGACGCAACUCGGUGUACCAACCGCCAGUUCGCCAUCAACACAACUGAGCUCCACUCAUUUCUCGCUGAAGAAUGCAUCCAUCAUAUGAACCGGCUUCUCGUAGAGAAUCCAUGCAACAUCUCGGAUCCCUACGCUCUCAAUUCCGAUGUUCCUGAUCUAGACGAACGAAUCAACCAAUUCCUACCACGUCACCUCCAGUACGCAUCACGCAGCUGGGCGUAUCACCUAUCUCUCUCGACCUAUUCCACCUCGUUGAAGGAACAGCUACGUGUUUUCUGCAAGAUCCAUCUUUUGGAAUGGCUGGAGGUCAUGAGCCUUUUCGGGCGUGUGGACCUGGCAAGCGCGCAUCUGGACAGAGCUUUCAAAUGGAUUAAGGCUAAUGAAGCUUUACCCUCUGCCACCAAAACAAGGUUGUUCCUUAGGAUGGAGGUCGGCUCGAUAAUAUUACGAUCAUUGGGCUCAACUCUGAUUACUUGA